GGCUCAUUGGGGGAAGACUGCCCGGAUCCGGGGUCCCCGGGCUCCGCUUGGGCCGGACGCGCCGAAAAGCAGCAGUGCUGGGCGGCCCCGCGCCCUUCCCCACCGGCUCGCCGUGCGCGCUCUGCUCCCCAAGAAAGGAUGGGACUUCUGUGGUGUGUAAUGAGUCUCUACUUCCUUGGGAUCCUACAAAGUGAUGCCUCAGAGCGCUGUGAUGACUGGGGACUAGAUACCAUGAGGCAGAUCCAAGUGUUUGAAGAUGAGCCAGCUCGCAUCAAAUGCCCGCUCUUUGAACAUUUCUUGAAAUACAACUACAGCACAGCCCAUUCAGCUGGCCUUACUCUGAUCUGGUAUUGGACUAGGCAGGACCGGGACCUUGAGGAGCCAAUUAACUUCCGCCUCCCUGACAACCGCAUUAGUAAGGAGAAGGAUGUGCUCUGGUUCCGUCCCACCCUCCUCAAUGACACGGGCAACUAUACCUGCAUGUUAAGGAACACCACAUACUGCAGCAAAGUUGCAUUUCCUCUGGAAGUGGUGCAGAAAGAUAGCUGCUUCAAUUCCUCCAUGAAACUGCCAGUGCAUAGACUGUAUAUAGAGCAUGGUGUUCAGAAGAUCACUUGUCCAAAUGUUGAUGGGUUUUUUCCCUACAGUGUCAAACCAACCAUCACCUGGUAUAUGGGCUGCCAUAAAAUACAGAACUUUAAUAACGUAGUACCUGAAGGUAUGAACUUGAGCUUUCUCAUAGCCUUGGUUUCAAACAAUGGCGAUUACACAUGUGUGGUUACAUAUCCAGAAAACGGGCGUACCUUCCAUCUCACUAGGACUCUGACCGUGAAGGUGGUAGGCUCUCCAAAUGACGCAUUGCCUCCUCAGAUCUAUUCACCCAAUGAUCUUGUAGUCUACGAGAAAGAACCGGGUGAGGAGCUGCUCAUUCCCUGUACAGUCUAUUUUACUUUCCUGAUGGAUGCCCGCAAUGAGGUUUGGUGGACCAUUGAUGGAAAGAAGCCAGACGACACCAAUAUUGAUGUGACUGUUAAUGAAAGUGUAAGUUUGUCUACAACUGAAGAUGAAACAAGAACUCAAAUUUUGAGCAUCAAAAAAGUUACUGCUGAGGAUCUCAAGCGCAACUACGUGUGUCAUGCUAGAAAUGCCAAAGGGGAGGUUGACAAACCAGCCAAGGUGAAACAGAAAGCUCCAAGAUACACAGUGGAAUUGGCAUGUGGUUUUGGAGCCACCGUCCUGCUGGUAGUGAUUCUCAUUGUUGUUUACCACGUUUACUGGCUGGAGAUGGUCUUAUUUUACCGGGCUCAUUUUGGAACAGAUGAAACCAUUUUAGAUGGGAAAGAAUAUGAUAUUUAUGUAUCUUACGCAAGGAAUGCCGAGGAAGAAGAGUUUGUGUUACUGACCCUCCGUGGAGUUUUGGAGAAUGAAUUUGGAUACAAGCUGUGCAUCUUUGACCGUGACAGUCUCCCUGGGGGAAUUGUCACAGAUGAGACCUUGAGCUUCAUUCAGAAAAGCAGACGCCUCCUGGUUGUCCUAAGCCCCAACUACGUGCUCCAGGGAACCCAAGCCCUGCUGGAGCUCAAGGCUGGCCUAGAAAACAUGGCCUCUCGGGGCAACAUCAACGUCAUUUUAGUGCAGUACAAAGCGGUGAAGGAGACGAAGGUGAAAGAACUGAAGAGGGCUAAGACGGUGCUCACGGUCAUUAAAUGGAAAGGGGAGAAAUCCAAGUAUCCACAAGGCAGGUUCUGGAAGCAGCUGCAGGUGGCCAUGCCAGUGAGGAAAAGUUCCAGGUGGUCUAGAAGUGGCGAGCAGGGUCUCUCCUAUGCAUCCUUGAAAAAUGUAUGAAAGGGACAAUCAUGAAAGAGGCAAAGAGAACCAAGGGCCCUCCAGGAAGGAAGGGUCCCCUUUCUUUGUUCCCAACGUAUCGUUUCACAGACAGAACACAAUUCUGUCCAAGCCUCCCCGGAGGGAUAAAUUCAGGGUGACCGUAUGACUGGUUGCGGUGCUUCCUCAGGCA
Molecule: messenger RNA, 2017 nt
Organism: Hyaena hyaena (striped hyena)
Lineage: Eukaryota; Metazoa; Chordata; Mammalia; Carnivora; Hyaenidae
Gene: IL1RAP
Product: interleukin 1 receptor accessory protein
Exons: 11
Coding region: 139-1845 (568 amino acids)
Biological process (GO): signal transduction
Molecular function (GO): interleukin-1 receptor binding; interleukin-1 receptor activity
Source: RefSeq, a predicted model, not a curated record